CGCUGGCUCUUCGCUGCGCCGGCUUCGGUUCCCUGUGGUUCCCCCAGGGGAGACGGCGUCCCACCGCCUCUGCAACCAGUUCGUCCUUCGAGGGACACCUCCUCCUCCUCCUCCUCUUCUUCUUCCUCUCAGGGCAGCACCCCCAGCCCCACGCGUGGCCGUCGGGCCGGGCACGGGGCGUGCGGGACCGCGUUGGUUUGGGGCACAGCGGCUCUCCGGAGCUCCCUCACCUCCCUCACCUCACCUCACCCUCGUCCCUCCCCCCGCUGCAUUUUUCCCCCUUCUCUUCCCUCCUCCUGCAGCUAGUUAAAUAUUUCUUUUGGUAAUUGACGCCCCCGGUGGUCCCGGGCCCGGCCCGGCCGUGUGCACGCCCAACGUCGAUCUCUCCGGCAGUGCCGGGCGGCUCUGGGCAGCGGUAGCAGCAGCAGCAGGAGGAGGAGAAGGAGAAGGAGGUGAUGUAAAAGGUGCUGUGAGCACAAGGCAGAAUUUAAAUGUCACUCAGAGCAUCCCCAAAUCAGCUUUCUACUCGUCUCUGGUUUCUUCUGAGGCAUUAAUUGGAUCACACGCUGCAUUUGGAGAGCUCGGGUGGCUCAGCCACGAAGGAAAUUUGCUCCAUCUCCAGCAGCAACCACUGCUCCUUUUGAUGUUGUGGUACGCCGUGCGCAUGCGCCUCACAUUAGAAUUACUGCACUGGCCAGAAUAAGUUGGAUCUCUUCUUCUCUUCACUGAAAACCUAAAUCAUAUCAAAAGCUAAAGGGAUGCUGAGAGUCCGGAAGAAGGGUUACUUUGGAAUUUGGUCCUUCCCUUUAAUAAUCGCCGUGGUCUGUGCUCAGAGUGUCAAUGACCCUAGUAAUAUGUCACUGGUAAAAGAGACCGUGGAUAGACUGCUGAAGGGCUAUGACAUUCGCUUGAGGCCAGAUUUUGGAGGUCCCCCCGUGGCCGUUGGCAUGAACAUAGACAUUGCCAGUAUAGAUAUGGUGUCAGAAGUCAAUAUGGACUAUACCUUGACAAUGUACUUUCAGCAAGCCUGGAGAGAUAAGAGGCUGUCGUAUAAUGUAAUACCUCUAAACCUUACUCUGGACAAUAGAGUAGCUGAUCAGCUAUGGGUUCCCGAUACCUAUUUUCUGAAUGACAAGAAGUCAUUUGUACAUGGUGUCACUGUGAAGAACAGAAUGAUCCGUUUGCAUCCAGAUGGGACAGUUCUUUACGGACUAAGAAUUACAACGACAGCUGCUUGUAUGAUGGACCUACGGAGAUAUCCGCUGGAUGAGCAGAAUUGCACGCUGGAGAUUGAGAGCUAUGGCUAUACAACAGAUGACAUUGAAUUUUAUUGGCGAGGGGGUGAUAAUGCAGUCACAGGAGUGACAAAGAUCGAACUGCCACAGUUCUCCAUUGUAGACUACAAGCUUAUCACCAAGAAUGUUGUUUUCUCUACAGGUGCCUACCCAAGGCUGUCUCUCAGCUUUAAACUUAAGAGAAACAUAGGUUACUUCAUUCUACAGACCUACAUGCCUUCUAUUCUGAUCACUAUCCUGUCCUGGGUUUCCUUCUGGAUUAAUUAUGAUGCUUCAGCUGCAAGAGUUGCUUUAGGAAUCACAACUGUACUCACAAUGACAACAAUUAACACCCAUCUUCGAGAGACUCUUCCCAAAAUUCCAUAUGUGAAAGCCAUUGACAUGUAUCUCAUGGGAUGUUUUGUCUUCGUUUUCAUGGCUCUGUUGGAGUAUGCUUUGGUCAACUACAUCUUCUUUGGCAGGGGACCUCAGCGUCAGAAGAAAGCAGCAGAAAAAGCUGCCAGUGCCAACAAUGAGAAGUUGCGAAUGGAUGUCAAUAAGGACAGAAGAAUAAUUGGCACAUAUCAUUGUCCAGAAAUGUAUUCAACAAAGAUGGAUCCACAUGAAAAUAUUUUGUUGAGCACACUUGAAAUUAAAAAUGAGAUGGCUGCCUCUGAGGCUGUGAUGGGGCUUGGGGACCCUAGGAGCACGAUGCUGGCCUAUGACACUUCAAGCAUCCAGUACCGGAAAGCUGGCUUACCCAGACACAGCUUUGGUCGCAAUGCCCUGGAGCGGCACGUGGCACAGAAGAAAAGUAGGCUACGGAGACGUGCAUCUCAACUGAAAAUUACCAUCCCUGACUUGACUGAUGUAAAUGCCAUAGAUAGAUGGUCACGCAUAUUCUUCCCUGUUGUUUUUUCCUUCUUCAAUAUUGUCUAUUGGCUUUACUAUGUGAACUAAGAAACAAAGCCACACAGGAAGCAAGAACUGGAUUUCUCUUCAAAUCAGUUGUACAGCCAAAAGUGGGACUUAGAAAAAUUCUAUUCAGGACAAAAAGUUAUUUUAAAACACCUUAGUUGCUGGCCCACUCUCUGGUCUGCUUUUGUAACAUUGUGGUUAUUCCUGCUAAAUCAUAAAUAUGUACAUUUGCAGUAUAGACACAUACCCUUAUCAAACUAUAAGUGCAUUCAAAUGCAAAUGCAAAUUAGAUUCUGACAAUCAUCUCUGUCUCACUCUCCCCCGCAAUCUUCUUUUAGUGCUCAUGUAAGUUUAGUGACACAAAUUACAGGUGUAACAGGUUUUAAUUUCAACAGCAGUAUAUACCAUUCCCUGUGAAACUGUGUACAAGACAUGCAUCUAAACUUAAGAGAGUGUACUGCUAUCAUGCUUAUAAAACACACGGUUUACCUUUUAAAGGUGUAAACUUGAAAACAAGUAGUGCCUAUCAUCUUUCCAAGAUGAUGAUGCUCAGAGGUUUCCCAAUCAUAUUCAGGUAUUUCCUGUUUAUUAUAUGAGCUAAACCUUUGACUGAUAAUAUUAGGGUUGGGUGUUUGCACAGAUGCUGAAGCAUAAAGCACUAGUUUUGUUUGGGUUUUAAAGAGAUAGCAUAUGCUUGGAGUCUCAAUGACUGUGGUUGUGAUCUGUAGAGGAAUGUAGCAGUGGUAUAAAAAUGAAUCAAGUGAUCAUGUCCUGAAUAGGUAAGACAUGCUGUUGUUUUGUGUUGGGGAAGGGGAAUCAUUUUUCCAAUGUGCCAAAAGUUGGUUGGCCAGAUAAUUCUCUAGGUGGCUGAAGGAAAUCAAUGGUGCCCUGGCAUUCUACUGAAAGGCAGAGAACAGUUAAAAAUCAAGCACCAAGAAAAAACAAGGCUACAUACGCUAAGGCUACAUAAGAGUGUGUGUGUGUAUAUAUGUCUGUGUGCAUUCCUAUACCUACUUGUCUGUGUAUACAGGCAUAAAUACACAAACAUUGCAAAUGAAUGUUGUCAAUCAUAGUAUGUACCUUAGUCUGAAAUAUUCAUGUGGGUUUGUGUGAUUUCUUAAAAGUUUGCAGUCUCUUUAGUGUUAUGCUUGUCACUGUCAUUAUGCUUAACACAUAACAUUCAGUUUGAUUAAAGUUAUCAUACCUCUUUCAACAGUAAAUAUCUGAGCAUAUGUAUGUCAGUACAAAGAUACUGACAGGGUAUUUUCUCAGUCUGGAGUAGGUAAUACCAUUUCACAUUUUGUUUUGCUUUGAUUAAUGUACUAUUUUAAAGGGAAAGAUUUGGUAGCUAUCGCUUUAAUAGUUUACUUACACUGUAGCAUCAUAAAGUGGUUUGGGUUGGAAGGGACCUUAAAGAUCACCCAGUUACAACCCCCUGCCAUGGGUAGGGACAUCUCCCAAAACUCCGGGCUAUUCAAAGCCCCAUCCAGCCUGGUCUUGAGCACUGCCAGCGAUGGGGCAUCCACAGCUUCUGUGGGCAGACUGUGCCAGUGCCUCACCACCCUUUUGCAAGUCUCCUGCUUUAGGAUGUUUUCCAUUGGACAAACUAGCAAAAUUCAUUUUUUGCUGUAGGAAACUUGUUUAAGGUAUUUUUUUAUAGAGCUUUAAUUUUAUAGGCAAAACAGAAUAGACAAAAAUAAAAUUUUAUAGGUUAAAGUGGAGUUUGCCAUUUAGUCCAUUGUGGAAACAUUUUCUGUAAUGAAAAAAAUAAACAUUUCCAAGAAUGGUAUAAAAAGUGUAAAUUCCUGAUGGCUUUUAAAAAUCAGAUCCGCAGUCUUGUUUAACAGAAAAUAUUGAAACAAAAGCCACAUGCUAUUGUAUCUAUGCUACCUCUCAUUUGCGUACAUAUUUCUGAAAUAAAUUCCAAUUCCAGUACCUUCCAACUAACAAAAGAUUUUUUUUCAGACAGUUACUAUUUCCCUGUUUAACUUUGGCAAUGCUUUAAAGUAGUUCAUAGGAACACUUUUCAUAAAAUAUUUUUGUUGUUGUUGUUCUUGCUUUAAGUAAUUUUCUUGCAAAUUAGUGUGUUUGGUUCCCCCUCACCCCCCAUUAACAGUCAAUGACAGUGAUGGGAACAAAACAGUUCUGUGAAAUAAUAAGUGAUUUUCUGACUUUGCUUUGAGCAUGUGGCAUGCUUAUUUCCUUUUCCAAUGAGGAGAGAACAGUUUUAAGCCAGAAAAGGGAUUUGCUGGGCAUAGACACCAUCUAUUGUUCUCAAUGGAGUUGUAUGUUCACGUACUACUUUCAGGUUUGGAGUCUGCAACAUGUAGGAGUCAAGCUUUCAUCAUAUGAUAAACUUUCCAAGUCAAAAAAUGUUGCUUUUUAAUUCAUAUACUUACUUUCUGACUGCAUUUCAUGCACAAUGCACUAGGCUGUGUAGAUGCAUGUGGAAUUUCAAGUGUUAGGAGUAAACCAUGUUGGAUUUUUUUUCCCAAUUCAAAGAAAACUUCAAAAGUGCCACAUUACAAUUCAGAAUUUCUUUUCAAAGUCUGUUCUUUAAUAAUGGUACCCAUUAUCAUAAAUAAAAGCCAUCUUAUAGUAUUCUUCUGUAGAAGUUUUUUUUUCAUUUCUUAAAUUGCUACCAACCAACCCUUUGUGUUUUUUCAUUUGUUAUUUAUUUAUUUAUUUCACAGAAGCAUAGAGUGAAUACAGGGAGCUGGCAACCUGUUUGUGGUUGAUACACCUCAAAUAUGAAACCCUACAGAGAAUAUGUUGACUCUCUGCAUUGAUUUACUGAAUGAGCUAAUUAUGAAAGCUGCAAAAACUGAAUCCUAGAACUGCACAUCAAUUUAUCUGAAGUUAUAGUAUAAGCCAUAAUACUCUCUGAUGUCACUAUUCAGAGCGUGAAAGAGAAUGUUUGGUUUCUGCUCAGGUACCACUAGGACAGAUGUAUUACCUGGGAGGAAGGAGCUCUUUUGCUUUUACUAUGUCCUUCUGGCUAUUAAUGUGAUAUAUAAACUCAGUGAAAGGGAAGGCUUCUUCCAGAAAAGGAGUGGUUAUCAUAUUUUACUAAGGCUGAACACUGUGAUACAAAAAGAUGCGGGUAAGAAAGACUGGUAAGGCACUGUCAAGGGAAAAGUAGAACUCAAGGUGAGCACUCCUCUUCUGAGAUACUUGAGUGAAAGUGAGAAAUUAUGACAAUGUACGUGAGAUAUGGGUUUUAAUGGGUGUGCUACCCUCCAGGUAAACAAGAAGAAAUUUGCUUUUGCUUUAGAACUGGCAGAAAAUCAACAUUCUAGAUCUUACUAAUCCUGUUGGUUGUUGUUAGUUUCAAUAAGCAAAAUAUAAAAGUUAAUAAUUUAGAUGAACCUUGUAAUGUAAUUAUAGUUGCACAUUUUAUUGUUCUACAAGACAUGAUAGCCAGCAAUUAAGGUGUUUUUCAUCUUUGUGAAAAUCUUGGGCAAAUUAUGACUGUAAAAUGGCACAGUUUUAAUGAAAUCUUUGAGAUCAAUCUGUAAAUAUCUACUGUAUAUGACUGCUAAUAAGUAUGAUAAACAUUUUCAGAACUGAAAAUCCAUGCAGCAUAUUUAUGUGUUUGCAUAAGGAAUGUUACGUUUCUUUCCUAUUACAGUUUAAUGACUGGGAAGAAAGACUCAAGCAAUGACAUUUUGAACAUUUAUUUUCUCAUUCCCAGGGGAGGAAAAUGGAUAACAGUAUGUCACAGAGUUCUUCAGAGAUUUUUUACAUUCUAAUACAAAAGACAUAAAAUCUGUAAGGUACAAAAGCACAAUGCAUAGAGAAAAUGAGAGGUUGUCUCACAACUGGGAAGCAAAUCCUACUUACUUCAGACAAAAUAUGCAUUAAAAUUAAAUACUUUUCAUUAUAAUUAUUAGUCAGUUACAAUUCUAUAAUUAACACAGUACUGAACAUAAGAGAACAAAUGUUAAACAUUAUCCAACUAUAUGUGCAUAUGGACAUAUGUCUAAAUGUCUGUAUGGACAUAUGUGUGUAUAUACACAAAUGAUGAGUGUAUAUAUAUGCACACACAUUCAUAUGUUGGUGUGUUAAAGGAAUAAGCUAAUAAUAGUUUUGUUUCUGCCAUCAAUCAGUGUAUGAAUAUAUUUUUGAAAAAAAAAAAAACAUUCAUGUAUUUAAAAAAAAAAAACAACUUACUAUACAGGGUAACUGGGCAUUUCUAUAUCAGCAGAUCAAUGCAUAUAAUUCAUAUGGAGCAUUGCACCAUUUGACAUGAUGAUAGUACUAUACCUCCUAGCAUCUGAAAUUAGACUAGCCCUCACAUUGCUUGCCUAUUUCUUCUCUCUCUUUUUAUAACAACAUUGUCCACUAGUAAGUUUUCAAAAACAGUCCUAAGGGAACCAAGAAAAAAUGACAAAAAUAUUAACUAUUUCUAGAAAAUAAUCUAGAGUGGGAUGGCCAGGGUACAAUACUAUAUCAGUAGAGAUCAUAACAUUUUGCUAUGUGUACAUAAAACAUUAAAUGUGAGCAACCAUAACUUAAGCUGAGCGUGUGUAAAUAUUAUCAGAUUUCUUAAACAUUUUUAACUUCUAAUUUGUACUUUAUGGUAAGGCAAAAAGCUAAUUCUAUUUAUGGUUUAGAUUAAUGUGUCCUAAAAUUAUGUAAAUAAUUAAAUAAGCUGUAAAUGAGCAGUCAGUAGAUACAGUAAUUGUUUAGUGACUUUUUUUUUUACUAAGUACAAUAAUUGCAGUGCUCUAGCAGAGUAAUUUAAACACCCUUUUGCAUAAAAAGAUUUGGAUUCUAGAUAUAAAAAUGUAUUGAAAGUACUGUUGUGUAAAAUAGCCGCUGUGAUUCUAUUACUGCUAGCACAUUUUUUUUUAUUUUUUUUUUGGUAUGGUUAAAAUGUUCAAGCAGCAGAAGACAGUAGUCGGGCACUCAGUACUCAGAUAGCAUAAACAAAUAGGGCCUGAUUUUCACAUACAAUAAGGUACCUUUAUGUUGCUCCUGUGAGUGGUGAUAUGAAGGAAUCCAGGGUAGAUGAGAAUUCAGCUGUUAGUGAUUUUGUUACAGAAAGCCUGCAUACUGCGUCUGUUUCUGAAAUCUGUAUCUCUUAUGAUAUCUAAUAGUAGACUUACAGUUUUUCUUUCGAGAAAAAAAAAAGUUUGACUGUCGUUAGAUAGCAUAGUCCCCCCAAAGCCAAAGAAUCUUAACUCCAGAAAUUGUUUAAAAGGGAAAUCUAUUAAGUCACUGCUUAACACCAAAGGUAAAGCUUAAUAAAAUGCACUAGGAACUUUGUCUAAAUUUUUAAGAAGCAAAUGGAAUGUUGAUCAAAAAUACUGCCCAAUUUACUUUGUAAAAAUAGUAAUAAUUUAAAUAUCCAUUAAUAUUAAAUUGAAAUAGUUCAGCUGUACAAGAAUAUGCAACAGAAACAUUUCAUAAGUAUAAAAUUAUUUUCUUUGUAAGUGCUUUGACAAAAAAAAAAAAAAAAUGAUGAAAAAUCUCACAUAUACUUUCAUACUAAGGGUUGUAUUUUUUUAAUGUUUUUUCAGACAUAAGGUCAUCUAUUCCAAUUUGAUAAUGUUUUGUAUGUUUUCACUGUUAGUGUCAUUUGACAGAUAUUCACCAGGCUGUAUUGUUCAUGGUCUGUCCUGUUACUUUCAGUUGAAGACAAAAAGAACAUUUGAAACAUUAUUAAUUCUAACAAGCUAUGAUAUGAUUUCUAUCACAUUUUUAUUUGCAUGGGUGUUUAAAUGGUUCUGUUAGUACUGUCUUUGCACAGUUCUGAUUUAUCUUUUUUACUUAGUACAAUUUAAUUCAUAAUGUAGUAAUCAUCAGCCUUACUAAUGACCUUGUAGCCUUUCUUAUAUGCACAUAAUGCACAUUUUCCAAUGGCUAGAAAAUGCAAAAUACUAGUGGAUAUCAUCACAUCAGAUCUUCAUGUCUUUCUCAAAAGGACUGCUAACCUCUGGGAUAUAUGAGGUAGUAAAAUGAUGAUUGUAAAUGAGUAGCACAUAAGAGAUAUUUUCUUGAAUUUAAAAUUAUUGCAGCCAGUUUCAGCAUGUAAAUAUAUAAUAAUGUUGGCUAGUGUGUAAUUCUUGAACUAAAAAAAAAAUAUAAAUAAAGAAAACCUAAAAGAUGUA
This is a messenger RNA of Anas platyrhynchos (mallard), 8308 nucleotides long. It is a transcript of the gene GABRB2, whose product is annotated as gamma-aminobutyric acid type A receptor subunit beta2. Gene Ontology annotation, molecular function: GABA-A receptor activity; extracellular ligand-gated monoatomic ion channel activity. Gene Ontology annotation, cellular component: membrane. The record is from RefSeq and is a predicted model, not a curated record. Gene Ontology annotation, biological process: monoatomic ion transmembrane transport. NCBI's taxonomy places the organism in Eukaryota, Metazoa, Chordata, Aves, Anseriformes, Anatidae.